Molecule: messenger RNA, 602 nt
Organism: Salmo salar (Atlantic salmon)
Lineage: Eukaryota; Metazoa; Chordata; Actinopteri; Salmoniformes; Salmonidae
Gene: i14k
Product: 14 kDa transmembrane protein
Cellular component (GO): plasma membrane
Source: RefSeq, marked provisional
ACCUCACAAAAGAAACAUCUCUUUGGGUCUCACGUUCUCAUUUGCUCGAGAAUCAUUGUCUAUUUUUUAACACGAGGCUAAAUAAGUAGCUAUAUUCGCUUGCCAUGGAUCAACCACCACCUUACCAGCCAGAGUUUGUCCCAAUGAAAGGAAAUAAGUACAUGCGUCUUGAAGACACUCACGGAGCGCCCAAGUUCCAACAUACCGUCGUCUUGGGUCAGCCACAGCCCGUUGUACCUCAGCCCAGGGAUCACAUUAUCUGGUCACUUUGCAGCCUCUUGUACGGCAACCCAUUCUGUCUCGGAAUGUUAGCGGUGUAUUUCUCCAUAAAGUCCAGGGAUAGGAAGAUGGUUGGAGACUUGGAGGGAGCAAGAAAACACGGGAAGACUGCACGCUGCUUUAAUACUGUGACCCUGACUUUGGCAAUCCUUGGGCUGCUCUUCGUCUUCAUCACCUUUGUUAUCAUCACCACAUAAGUUUCUUCAGCACUGUGUACCAGAUCUGAUUUGCUCUUCUUUAGUUUUGUGUUUUAAGGAUGCAAGAUUAUUCUUUUGAAGUUCCAUUCAAAUGUAAUGUUUUAUAAAUAAAUGAAACAUUUUUGU